Papaver somniferum (opium poppy) is the source of this 689-nucleotide messenger RNA. RefSeq names its product cytochrome c oxidase assembly factor 5-like. Bases 83 to 298 code for a protein of 71 amino acids. Gene Ontology annotation, biological process: mitochondrial respiratory chain complex IV assembly. The record is from RefSeq and is a predicted model, not a curated record. The transcript has 3 exons. Gene Ontology annotation, cellular component: mitochondrion. NCBI's taxonomy places the organism in Eukaryota, Viridiplantae, Streptophyta, Magnoliopsida, Ranunculales, Papaveraceae.
UCUUUUACUUCUCCAGAAACUUUAAAGUCUGGAAAUCAAUUUUUGCUCUGAAAUCUCUGAAGAAGAGGAGGAAGAAGAAGAAAUGUCAAAGUCUUGCAAAGGGUUAGCGAUGGAACUAGUCAAGUGCUUAAGUGAAACUGACUGUAUUAAGGUUGAGAAGAGAUCAUACAAAGAAUGUGCUGGUGAGAAGUGUCCAUCUAUUUCAGCUGAGUGUAUUGGGUUAAGAGAGACUUAUUUCAAUUGCAAAAGAGGCCAGGUUGAUAUGAGAGCUAGAAUUCGUGGAAACAAGGGCUACUAGUAGAACGUAUGUGCAAGCAGGAAAUGAGAGUUUACUUCUGCUGCUGUUAAACCGUUGAAGAUUGUAUAAAUGCAACUAGCUAGCUGAAUGCUCUUUAUAAUGCGGCAGUUUGUAUGAAAAUCUUAGACAGAAAACUAUCCGUGAUUCAUCUUUUUGUCAAGGUUUUGUGGAUGCUGGUAGGAGAUGCACAAUAUACAAAAAAAAGAUGCACUUCAAGUUGGAAAAAACAAAAUUUGUGAUUUAUUAGUUUCUUCUAAAACUUUUUGGGUUUCAUACUCAAGGAUGGGAAAUCUGAAAUUUCUCUUUUACAUCAAACCUGGAUUUUGGAAGCUCUAUUUCUGGGCAUGAUAUGUUAGGAAAGUGACUAUUGCAUUUUUGUGUUUCUUUUCAA